Lachancea fermentati is the source of this 1062-nucleotide messenger RNA. Lineage: Eukaryota; Fungi; Ascomycota; Saccharomycetes; Saccharomycetales; Saccharomycetaceae. The record is from the annotation of a GenBank genome assembly.
AUGUCUGCAGGUGAAGAAAACAUGCAAUCCAGUUUGAUAUCAGCGGAAGCCAAUGCUUUGGGUGGGGAAUCCCAGGCUUCACAUACAUCCAUUAGUAGGGAAGUCAUUCCUGAUAACGAUGUUGAAUACAUAUCCCCUGAUGCAGAACUGACUGAGGAACUACCCGAGGAUGUGGAAGCAAUUGAAUUAGUACAUUUGAGAAUUCAAUCAAUGGAAGAUCUGAACUUAUACAGAUUUUACAGACUCAGAGCACUUUGUCUUAGACAGAAUCUCAUUGAAAGCAUGAGUGAGGUAGACGUUCUUCCCAUUGAAACAAUGGAAGAUAUUGAUCUAUAUGAUAACCGAAUAAAACACAUUUCAAGCAACAUUAAUAAGCUCGUCAAUCUCAAGAGCCUGGAUCUCUCUUUCAACAAAAUAAAGCACAUAAAGAAUCUCGACAAGUUGGUGAAUUUAGAGAACUUAUACUUUGUUCAAAACAACAUAUCCGUAAUAGAAAACUUAGGAACGCUGAAAACCUUGAAAAAUUUGGAAUUAGGGGGAAAUAAGGUAAGGGAAAUAUCAGAAACCUCUUUAAAGGGACUGGAUAACCUCGAGGAAUUGUGGCUCGGUAAGAACUUGAUUCCACGCUUGCAGAAUCUUCAUUACGUCAAAAACUUGCGUAUUCUAUCAAUCCAAUCAAAUGGGCUAAAGAAGAUCGAAGGUCUGGAUGAGUUGGAGAACUUGGAGGAGUUAUAUCUGUCUCACAAUUUUAUAUCAAAAAUCGAAGGUUUAGAGCACAAUACUAAGCUCACAACAUUAGAUAUUACCUCCAAUAAGAUCUCUAAAGUUGAGAACGUCGGUCACUUAAAGAAUCUAACAGAUCUAUGGCUAUCUUUCAAUCAAGUGGAUCAGACGUUUGAAUCUCUAGGAGAUGAACUAAAACAGCUUCCUGACCUCGAGACAAUUUAUUUGGAAGGAAACCCCAUUCAGACCAACAAUGAGACAUCAUAUAGACGGAAGUUAGUGCUUAACUUAGGCCCAUCCUUGCAGAAGAUUGAUGCUACAUUUAUCCGUGAGCGAUAA